Closterium sp. NIES-67 is the source of this 1884-nucleotide messenger RNA. Lineage: Eukaryota; Viridiplantae; Streptophyta; Zygnematophyceae; Desmidiales; Closteriaceae. The record is from the annotation of a GenBank genome assembly.
CUAUCUACUGUUCCGACCAGGAGGCGAAAAUAAAAAAGCACUAUAUUUCCACCUAGUCCAAACCACAUAUUUCCCUUUUCCCUUUUCCCCAUUACUUCGAAAUUUUGGAACCUAUUUUGGUGCUUCACAAAAUCGUCAGAUUCCUCGUCGGGGUUUUACUCCCAGGGUUUGUUUAGCACCCAAGGUUUCUCGCUCGGGGUCCAGCGCUCAUACGCCCCUCGCUUCCCGUAGCGUCGGAUCGCUCGCGCGGAAGCCGCUAUAAUGGAAGCUGCUACGAUGGAAGCCGCUCAACCAGCAGCAGCGUGCCACGUGGCAGUUGCUCAGUCGGCGGAGUGCGCUUCAGGGGCAGCAAGUGGCGGAGCUUUGUGCGCUGAUGGCGGAGAUUUGCGCGCUGACGCCAGCGCGCGUGAGAAUGAAGCGAAGAAGGACGGGGGAGAGAGUGGGGAAGGCAGAGGGGAGGGGGAAGGCGGAGAAAAGCGCGAAUGCGGAGAGGGAGGGGGAGAGAAAGAGGGGGAGAGCAGCGGCAAGGUUUCUGGUUUGGGCGGGGAAGGCGGAGCGGCGGAGGGCGAUAGGGGCGGAAAAGAGUCAGAGGAUGGUGGGCGGGGGGCGGUGGACGAUAGGAUCGGGGUUCCUUUUGAGUCAAAAGUCAGAAGUCACCUGGAUGCGAGGAGGGAGGGAGGGGAAACGAAGGAGGCGAAUGGACAGCACGCUGCAGAAGCGUUACCGAAGGACGCGAUUGUGGACGCGAGUGCGCGGGACAUCAUCCAAGGCUUGGAACCUGUUUCGAAGAACGCUGCCAGCGGGGAUACGAGUGCGCAGGACUCUGAUAAGCCGCUGUCGAAGAACGCUACUAACGGGGAUGCGAGUGCGCCGGACAGUGCGCAGGAGUCCGAUAAGCCGCUCUCGAAGAACGCGCAGAAGAAGCUGGCGAAGCGGCAGGCCAUGCAGGAGCGCAAGGAUCGCGCGCGGGAGGACGCGCGGCUUGCGCGGGAGGCGCAGCAGAAGCGCGCGGAGCAGGAGGCGGCGGCCGCGGAGGCCAGUCUGACCGCGGAGGAGCGCGCGGAAGCCGCCGCGCGGCAGCGGGAGAAGGCGGAGGCGCGAAGGGCGGUGGAGGCGGAGCGGCGGAGGGCGUGGGCGGAAAAGGCGGAGAAGGGUCCGGGGCUGAUAAUUGACUUGGAAUUUGAGGAAUUGAUGGGGGAGAGAGAACUGUCGAGUCUGCAGCAGCAGGUCAUGUUCUCCUACGCCCUCAACCAGCGCGCCCCUGCUCCCUGCAGGUUGACGCUCUCUGGCCUCCCCCCCACCAGCCCCUUCCUGCAACGCCUGCAGCGCAUCGCAGGCUUUGAAAGCUGGCAGGGCGUGACUGUGGAGCCGCGUGCUUAUAUCGAGGCAUGGCGGGGGCGGGAGGGGGAGCUGGUGUACCUCACGGCGGAUGCAGAGGAGGAGGUGGGGGAGGUGGAACCGGGGAAGGUGUAUGUGGUGGGGGGGAUUGUGGAUCGGAAUAAGUACAAGGGGUUGACCAAGGAGAAAGCGGAGAAGCAGGGGAUUAAGACGGCAAAACUGCCGAUUGGGAAGUACCUCAAUCUGAAGACGUCCAAGGUGUUAACAGUGAACCACGUGGUGGAUAUCCUGCUACAGUACCUGCAGCAUAAGGAUUGGGAGAAAGCAGUGGCUGCUGUGGUGCCUGAUAGGAAGAAGACAGACAGACAAGGGGAGGAUAAUAAUGAGAGUGAUAAUAGAGAAGCCAAGAAACCUAAGUGUGAUAGCACCUGAUUAUGCCGCUCCAGUAUACGUGCAUCGGCUUAGCCAAUCGCGUGACAUGUACAGAUUUCUCUCAUGAUAAAGUGUUCUAGUUGAUUCAACAAGUGGACUGCAUUUUUUCAACCA